GAGCGAGUCGACAGACUUCUUCAACGCGGCUUUGUUUCGGUGAUCGCCGGCGGAUGCGGGGCAGCCUAUAAAGGCUUCACCCUUUCCGCCUUUAUCCGUCCCUUUCAGGCCCAUCCGACGGCACCGCACCAAUAUUUUUCUAGAUAUCAUUUAUUGUUAUUAUUUAUAUAUUAUUAUUUAUUAUUUACUUAAUAUUUUUUUUACGUUCUCUCUCGCCUUCCCUGUGAUCUCCCGUGCCUCUGCCCUUUUGCGCCCCUACUCUUUCCUCUUCGGCGUUCCCAUUUUUUAAUUCCGUGGUGGGGUUCGUCGCGGGGGGCCGCCGCCGCCGCCUCCGCGCCGCCGCAUUGGGAAAAGGGGUUGAGACAAUGGGGCGUAUCUCCGGGAUGGCGAGAGGAGAAGGGUGAUACAUCUUCUCUUUCUUCGAACAAGGAAAGUAGGAUAAAGAGAGGGAGAGAGAGAAAGGAGAGAGGCGGGGUUAGAAGGGAGAAGAGCAUGUGUGAUUUGGUGGCCCGCACGGGUCGACAUCAGCAGCGAUACGAGGCCGGUUGUCGCCUUGUCGCCGGGUGUAUACCGUUCAAAUAUAGAAAGUGUGAUGAAAGUUGUGGCUCUAAGCCUAAGAAGAUUGUUGAAGUUCUUAUGAUAAAUUCACAAAGUGGACCAGGCCUUCUGUUUCCAAAGGGAGGGUGGGAAAAUGACGAAACCGUUGAAGAGGCUGCUUUAAGAGAAGCUCUUGAAGAAGCAGGAGUUCGAGGGGAUAUAAUGGAAUUUUUGGGAUUCUAUUAUUUCAAAAGCAAAAGUCAUCAAGAUGAGUUUUGCCCAGAUGGCCUGUGCAAAGCUGCAAUGUUUGCUAUGCAUGUCACGGAGGAGCUUGGCUCAUGGCCAGAACAGAGCAUGCGCCAGCGGAGAUGGCUUAGCAUUCCUGAAGCUCUGGAGCAAUGUAGGUAUCCAUGGAUGCAGGUAGCUCUUCUGGAGGGAUUCUCAAAGUGGCAUGCCGGUACCGUGAUGAGUGCUGAAGAGAAUGAUCCUGGAACCAUCAGUUCGACCCCAGCAAGAUGACCCAGCUCUGAGAAUACCAGACUAUUUUUUUCCCUUUUGUUUCUUAAAGAUGCAAAAACAACACCAAUCUCGAGAUGUUUACUUUUCGACCUCUUGUUAGUUGAACAUGUACUGCUGACUUUGGAUCUAUCAGCACAAUGUUUUUUUCCUUUUGUUUUAAGAAGAAACAGCAACAACACCAGUGCUCUUCUGAUGUGUAACCGUUUGACAACUUCUUAAUAGUUGGCCUUGUACUGCCUGGCUUUUGAUUUUUCUGCAUUUAGUGAGUUUACGGUCUGAAGGAUAUUUCCAUUUUCUUUUAAAAAAAAGUAACAAUCUGAGGGAUAUGCCUUUUGCCCUCCA
Phoenix dactylifera (date palm) is the source of this 1398-nucleotide messenger RNA. NCBI's taxonomy places the organism in Eukaryota, Viridiplantae, Streptophyta, Magnoliopsida, Arecales, Arecaceae. The record is from RefSeq and is a predicted model, not a curated record.